This is a messenger RNA of Lolium perenne, 2601 nucleotides long. RefSeq names its product serine/threonine-protein phosphatase 7 long form homolog. Gene Ontology annotation, biological process: meristem maintenance; meristem development. Lineage: Eukaryota; Viridiplantae; Streptophyta; Magnoliopsida; Poales; Poaceae. The record is from RefSeq and is a predicted model, not a curated record.
AUAUGGAUGAAGCAGAAGCGGGUGGUCCAACUAGGCAAUGUUUUCUCUGCAACCAAUUUGGACACAGGGACCCCCUAUGUCCCACUUUCUACCCAGCAGCUGCAGCGGCGGCGGCUAACCGAGGAAGGCGAGGCAACCGAGGAAGGCGUGGGAGGGGAAGAACUAGAGGGAGACAGUAGAAAAUUUGUAAUAUUUAUAAACUAUGCUUAAGUUGUAGUACGUGUGAACCAUAUUAGUCUGAACAAUGGUACAAUUUGUAAUAUUUCUGAACUAUGUUUUAAUUUGAAUUUUGUAUGAACUAUGCUUUAAUUUGUAAACUUUGUGAUCAAUGGUUUAAUUUGUAUCAUCUUUGAACAAUGCAACAAUUUUUGAUAUCUUUCUGCAGAUAUGGCGGCCCGCCCGUUGCUCGAUCCAGUGAUUGAUCAGAAACAUCGUGCAUCGCACUUGGAGUCCGACCCGCAGAGCAUCGACCCACUGCAGACCCGUACUCCAAAGAAGAACUGGAUGAUACACCCUCAGUGGGAAGACAGGUUGAAGUGGGCUGGACUACUACCUUUCGCUCGAUUAGUGGAGGCCCGAGAGAACGUUUCGCGUCUGAACUACGAUGCUACUUUGAUCACCUGCUUAGUGGAUCGAUGGAGGCCCGAGACCCACACCUUCCACUUUCGCUGGGGUGAGAUGGCUCCUACUCUAGAGGACGUGUCUAUGUUGCUGGGCCUUCCGUUGGCUGGUGAGCCCAUCGGCCCAUUGGAGGAACCCGUGGGAUGGAUGCACAGCAUGGAUGCACGUUUCGUUGGUGUUCGCGAGGGCGUUGGGCCUAUCUCUUUUGAGGCUCACGGCCCUCGUCAGGCGUGGCUACACGAGUUCCAGAUCGAGCAGUUCGGAUACCCCGAUGUACCGAUGACUGCGGCCCAGAUCACUCGCAGCUUGGAGGCGUACCUCAUGUGGCUACUCGGGAAGACGAUGUUCACGGACAAUCACGGGAACACGAUCAGUGCGCGGUACAUCCCUAUAGCUCAGGAGAUAGCAGAGGCCACAGAAGCAGAGGACAUCACACAGAGGAGCUGGGGUUCUGCGGUCUUAGCCGCUACGUACCGAGGUAUGUGUAAGGGUUGCCAGCUCACCUCGCAUGGUUCUGGAAUCGUUGGUUGCCCCCUCCUAUUGCAGCUCUGGUCCUGGACGAGGUUUCCCGUCGGCCGCCCUGAUAUUGGUGCUAGGUCUUGGCCGCCAGACGAGUUGUAUGACGCGGAUCGCAUCGACAUGCCGACGUUUGGUUCUAUAUGGACAUCGCGGAAGAGACAUUUUGGGCAUAAUCAGCUGCGGAAUUGCUACCCAGCAUUCACAGAGCAGUUUGACCUACUACUGGAGAGCGAUGUUAGUUGGGAGCCAUACAGUGAGGACCACCGCGACGAGACAUACCCAGGCGGUAUAUCGUUGAUGUGUACCAGAGAUUGGGCCUACUGGAUGACGAAGGCGAAGAUCAUCUUCGAUAUCUUCGUGGAGGAGAUGUCGCAGCAGAGGGUCAUGAGACAGUUUGGAAUGCGUCAGUUGAUCGAGCCACCACCUCCCACAGUUCCACUACCACCACGCGUCCACGCGUACAACAGAAAAGGAGCGAACAAGACUGCUGUCGGAUGGGUACAGCUCCUGGGUCCAUACAUCGCUGGUUGGGCCAAUGCGCCGGCCGUGUCAUGGGCCACUAGGGAGCCGUUUGAUCUUCAGGAAUUUCAGCAGUACUUGCGAGCGUACAUGCCUAGGACACGACUUCGUCUGAGCCAGGCGUGUGACCCAGUUGAGAUGGCUCCCUCGACACAGUGGGACACCUACCCUCGCCACUCCACUUCAGGCACUCGGCAUCACGCAGCCGUGUUGACGGCGGAGCUGCAAGAUGACGCCGCCCAGUAUGAACGGUCGCUCUCCGCCGGCCCACUUCUUGGACGGUAUGAGCACCACGCCUCCUUUGCACAGCGUCUUCAGGAGAAACUACGUCGUAUCUACGCGACUAUCACAUGCACCCGAUCUUCGGAUGUUGUCGAGUACCGAGCAGCACAGCGGCCACCUCGCCCCUCUUUGCAGGUGCAUCAGCCGCGGCACGCCCCGCGCCCACGUAUGGAGGUACCGCCGAGCCCGAGGCCACCAUCUCCUAACCAGGCAGGAGGUUCUGGGUGGCAAAACCAGCAGCAGCAGGAGCCUACUUACGAGUAUUGGCAGCGUGCCGGUUUCGGCAUGGAGCAGCAAUUUCCCAUGCCUAACUUCGGGUGGCGUCCCCGUAUGGAUGAGCCAGAGGGUGAGGGACAUAUGUCGACGGGGUCCGGAUCACGAUCCUUCUGGUCCAGUGCUCACGAUCAGGACGAAACACAGCAGAGCUAUCAAGACUGGAUUUCAAGUCAACAGCAAACUCCACCUCCAGAUCCCACGCAGUACAGUCAGCACGAGCAGGGGUACAUGCUUCCUCCCCGACAUCGCCAGCCACCUGUUCGUAUGUACUCGCCGUCACCUUUUCAGGCUCGACCGCCACCGAGGCGAGGUGGAGGGAGGGGCCGUGGUCAGUGAGAUGAGUACUAUUUGUAUGCACCAUGUAUGACUACUAUUUGUAUGCGC